Messenger RNA from Exophiala aquamarina CBS 119918, 3723 nucleotides. Its product is annotated as adenosinetriphosphatase. Lineage: Eukaryota; Fungi; Ascomycota; Eurotiomycetes; Chaetothyriales; Herpotrichiellaceae. The record is from RefSeq and is a predicted model, not a curated record. Gene Ontology annotation, biological process: spliceosomal complex disassembly. Gene Ontology annotation, molecular function: ATP binding; RNA binding. The transcript has 2 exons. Gene Ontology annotation, cellular component: catalytic step 2 spliceosome; intracellular anatomical structure. Bases 1 to 3723 code for a protein of 1240 amino acids.
AUGGACGACUUCAAAUCCCUCGAGCUCCUCUCUCUGGUUUCCAAGGUUACCUCGGAACUGCAGAACCAUCUGGGGAUCAACGACAAGACCCUCGCCGAAUUCGUCAUCGACCAACAUGAAAAAUGCGGUGCCAAUCUGUCCAGCUUCAAGGAGGCAUUGGCCGCAAUGGGUGCAGAGUUCCCCAACAGUCUGGUGGAGAGUAUCGACAGGUUGAUUUUGACCAUGCACCCCUCAUACAAGAGUGUCAAGAAGUCAACGCAGAAGGAAACUUCGGACAUGGACGAACUCGACGCAAUCGGCAGGAAGGCAAGAGUUUUCAAGGGCUUGUCAGUACCAGACCGUGAACAACUAUGGGAUGAUUACGAAGAUGACAUGGUUGGCCAGAAGGCGAUUGAAGAGACUGGACCUCCAAUACCUGAUGACGAAAAUGAUGAUACAUUCGCGCUUCUGGAGGGUCUUGCCAGCAAGCCUAAGAACGGGACCAGCAGAGCAAGUGGCCGUAGCAGAAAGAGAAGUCGAAGUCCAGAGCGAGACGAAUACUCUAGUGAUAGGAGGCAAAGGCAGGAGUAUUGGUCGCGGAGCCGCAGUCCGCCGGAAGAGAAGCGCUCAAGACGGCAUCGGAACGACGACUACGGCCGCAACUAUGAGGCACGACAGAAUGGCCACAGGAAUCGACACGAUGACAGGAGAAAUGGCCAUAACAAGAGCAGUCGCCGGCAUCAUGAUAAGGAUGAGGAUGAGGAUGAGGAUGGCUUCCGAAAACCUCCUCGAAAGGAAGUGGACGAAGUUCCUGUGCUUUUCAAGGUCUACGAUGCAACAAUCAAUGGUCUUAAGGAUUUUGGUGCCUUUGCGAAUCUUGAUAGUGUCAAGGGAAACCCAAGCGGUUUGAUUCACGUUUCGGCCAUUCAAGAUGGAGCCAGAGUGAACCAUCCUUCUGACCUCCUUUCUCGGGGUCAGCACGUCAAGGUCAAAGUCGUCAAGAUGGAGAAUAACAAGAUCAGUCUUUCAAUGAAGGAGGUUGAUCAAGUAUCGGGUCAAGAUUUAGUACCCUCGAGACGUAUCGCUUCUGGAGCUAAUAUGGAGCGCUUGGAUGGCGUCCCGACGAAUGACCGGUACGGGAACUUAAGCUCAAGUGUGCCCGUCAUAGAAGAUGAUUACAAUGCGAGGUCCAAAAGGAACAAAAAGCGAAUGACAUCUCCAGAAAGAUGGGAGAUCAAACAGCUUAUUGCUUCGGGUGCCAUUUCAGCACAAGACUACCCCGAUAUUGACGAAGAAUACAACGCAACCUUGAAUGGUGAGGGUCAAUUUGAUGAGGAAGAGGAAGACAUAGACAUUGAAGUCCGAGAGGAAGAACCGCCUUUCCUGGCCGGACAAACAAAACAAUCGCUUGAGCUUUCACCUAUUCGAGUUGUGAAGGCCCCAGAGGGCUCCCUCAAUCGGGCUGCCCAGGCAGGAACAAACCUAUCAAAAGAGCGACGAGAUCUAAAGCAACAAGAAGCUGCAGAUAAAGCGGCUGAAGAAGCUUCCAAGGUCGACCUAAAUGCACAGUGGCAGGAUCCUAUGAUCAACCCAGAGCAACGCAAAUUUGCGGCAGAUCUUCGACAAACGCAGCAACAAACGUCUCGUGCUAUCGAAGCUGUACCAGAAUGGAAGCGUGCUACUCAAAACAAAGAGCAAUCGUUCGGCCGAAGGACGAAUAUGACAAUUAAACAGCAGCGAGAAUCCCUGCCUGUGUUCAAAUUCCGGAAACAAUUGUUGGAAGCUGUUGAAAGUAAUCAACUUCUUAUUGUCGUCGGUGACACUGGCUCAGGCAAAACCACGCAGCUCACGCAGUAUCUAGCUGAAGCAGGAUAUGCUAACUAUGGCAUGAUUGGCUGUACUCAGCCUCGCCGUGUUGCUGCAAUGUCAGUGGCCAAGCGUGUGUCUGAAGAGGUCGGAUGUGAACUCGGCAGGGAAGUUGGAUAUACGAUUCGUUUCGAGGAUCGGACUUCGCCUGACACUAAGAUCAAAUAUAUGACUGAUGGUAUGCUUCAGAGAGAAAUCCUCUUGGAUCCGGACUUGAAGCGAUACUCUGUCAUUAUGUUAGACGAAGCCCACGAGAGAACAAUCGCAACUGAUGUUCUGUUCGGAUUGCUGAAGAAAACAUUGAAACGACGUUCUGACCUGAAGCUUAUUGUAACCUCGGCCACAUUGGACGCCGACAAGUUCUCCGAAUAUUUCAAUCAAUGUCCCAUUUUCUCCAUUCCGGGCCGAACGUUCCCUGUGGAGAUUAUGUACUCAAGAGAGCCCGAAGAGGACUAUCUGGAUGCAGCUUUGACUACGGUCAUGCAGAUUCAUCUCACUGAACCACCUGGUGAUAUCUUACUGUUCUUGACCGGAGCUGAGGAAAUUGAUACAAGCUGUGAGGUAUUGUAUGAGAGAAUGAAAGCCCUAGGUCCAUCAGUACCAGAACUUAUUGUUCUUCCCGUCUAUUCUGCUCUGCCUAGCGAAAUGCAGAGCCGAAUUUUUGAUCCGGCUCCACCCGGAUGCAGAAAAGUGGUCAUCGCGACAAAUAUUGCCGAGACAUCUAUCACCAUUGACCAGAUCUACUAUGUUAUUGAUCCUGGUUUUGUCAAGCAGAAUGCUUACGACCCCAAACUUGGUAUGGAUUCACUGGUUGUGACACCUAUUUCGCAAGCGCAAGCGAAGCAGAGAGCUGGUCGAGCUGGUCGGACGGGUCCUGGAAAGUGCUUCCGUCUUUACACCGAAGCUGCAUAUCAAUCUGAAAUGCUUCCAACCAGCAUUCCGGAAAUCCAGCGCCAAAAUCUGGCUUACACUAUACUCAUGCUCAAAGCCAUGGGAAUCAAUGAUCUACUGCACUUUGAUUUUAUGGACCCCCCGCCCACAAAUACUAUGUUAACUGCCCUUGAAGAGUUGUAUGCGCUGUCGGCCCUCGACGACGAAGGUCUUCUUACCAGACUUGGCCGCAAAAUGGCAGAUUUCCCUAUGGAGCCCGCUUUAGCUAAGGUACUCAUUGCCUCUGUGGACAUGGGUUGCUCGGAAGAACUAUUGACCAUUGUGGCUAUGUUAUCUAUCCAAACUGUCUUCUAUCGACCCCGAGAGAAGCAACAACAAGCGGACCAGAAGAAGAGCAAGUUUCACGACCCACACGGCGAUCAUCUCACGCUCCUCAAUGUCUACAAUGCAUGGAAGACAUCGCACUACAGCGACCCCUGGUGCUUUGAAAACUUCAUUCAAAAGCGUCAGAUCGGGCGAGCCAAGGACGUGCGACAGCAAUUAGUCUCCAUCAUGCAGCGUUAUAAGCACCAGAUUGUCUCCUGCGGACGCAACACGAUCAAGGUUCGCCAGGCAUUAUGCUCAGGCUUCUUCAGGAACUCGGCACGCAAAGAUCCCCAAGAAGGCUAUAAGACGCUUAUCGAGGGCACCCCCGUCUAUAUGCACCCCAGCAGCGCUUUGUUUGGCAAACCCGCUGAGCAUGUCAUCUUCCACACACUCGUCAUGACCACUAAGGAAUACAUGCACUGUGCAACGGUCAUUGAACCCAAGUGGCUCGUAGAAGCAGCACCGACAUUCUUCAAGGUCGCACCAACCGACCGCUUGAGCAAGCGCAAGAAAGCCGAGAGGAUCCAGCCUUUGCACAACAAGUUUGCUGGUGAAGACGAUUGGAGACUCAGCUCGCAGAAAAGGCAGGGUAGAGGCGGUGGUGGGGGCACUUGGGGUUGA